Molecule: messenger RNA, 360 nt
Organism: Brassica oleracea var. oleracea
Lineage: Eukaryota; Viridiplantae; Streptophyta; Magnoliopsida; Brassicales; Brassicaceae
Exons: 1
Coding region: 1-360 (119 amino acids)
Source: RefSeq, a predicted model, not a curated record
AUGGGAUUUAGGAAAGAGGCUACAUUGGAGGAAGCUGCAGAGUGCAGCAGGAAGAGAAGAAGGCAUAGAUCUGUGGUUCUUAAUGAAAUUGAAGCCGAGCUGAUAGCUGUUAAGGAGAAGAUAAGACACAAUGUGAUGGAUGUGGAUUUAUGGAGGAGGAAGUCGGGGUUUAAAGCUGAAUUCUCAUCUUAUGAGACUUGGUUACUGCUGCGAAAAACUUAUGCUCAAUGUUCAUGGGCAAGAUGCGUUUGGUUCUUGAUGGCUACUCCAAAGUUUGCAUUUAUUACUUGGCUGGCAAUGUUAGACAGGUUAUCAACUAUGGAUAGAGUAUCUAGUUCUCUAGUUGGAACCAGAGAGUAG